UAUAUUUUAUGUACUAUGAAGUGCGGAGAAGGAAUGCGUUCUUUUAACAUUUGCACAAUUAAGUUUUAUUACCUUAUUUUCUGUGAAAUUGUGUUUUGGCAGCAAUUAGUAGGACUGCCUUACCAAGGAAGCUCUUAUUAUCAGAAAUGCACUGAUUCUGAAACCAAACAAGAACUCUUAAUUGGAGAUGUGAUCCAACGCAGAGGUCGGUGCAUACGAGCACAAUGCCUAGGUACUUUGGAAAUAUGGGAAGAUAGUUGCCAAAUACCACAUUUACCUGGUACUUGCAGUCAACUGCCACCUCCUAAUGAGUUUCUUGAUUACCCCGAUUGCUGUCCACUACACGAAUGCAAGUCUUACGAAUUUAACGAAAAUGGUGAAACUGUAGAAACUCUCACCUACGAUCAUCACGGCAUUUUAAAAAAACAAAACAUAAUAAAAUUUUUAGUCGUAGUUGAUCACCAAAAAAGAAACCCAAAUGAUAACGUAAGCGCGAGGUUCAAUAUUUAAUUUAGAAUAAUCUAGUGAUAAGGUAAAACUACACACACUAAUUACGGAUAUAUUGAAGUGAGUACAUUAGUCUGAGUAGUGUACUUAGUUAUAGGGCAAGGUAUUAUUUCAAUAAAAACUUGUAAAAUGUUGAAGUAUUAUUUGACUAAAGUUCGUUUGUACUAUGUUAAUGAGUCUGGGACAAAAUUUAAAUAAUUGAGUAAAAAUAAAAUUUUU
This is a messenger RNA of Teleopsis dalmanni, 726 nucleotides long. RefSeq lists its product as uncharacterized. The record is from RefSeq and is a predicted model, not a curated record. The coding region runs from base 16 to 510 and encodes 164 amino acids. The transcript has 3 exons. NCBI's taxonomy places the organism in Eukaryota, Metazoa, Arthropoda, Insecta, Diptera, Diopsidae.